GUCGCCUGAUACCUAGUCAAAACCUAAAAAAAAAAAGAAAAACAAAUCUUCCCUCCCCAUCCCUUGCUCCAUCUGCUCCGCCGCCCGCUCCUGCUCCGUCGCCGCCUCCGUGCGCUCAUCUGCCUCCUCUACUGGCGCCAACGGCCGGCCCCAGCCGUUCUUCUGCCGCCCGCCGCUCCUCCUCGUCCUCUCACAGCGCUCGGCGCGUUCUCUAAUCCCCGAUACACCGCAGCCAUCGCAGUCCGCAGCUGGUCGCCGCCCACCAACCGCCGGCGUCCUUCCAGCUUCCAGUAGCUUCUCCCCGCCUCGCCUAGGUCACGGGAUCGCCGUCCGGGCGUCGGGCGGUCGCUGACUCGCCAUAUCCUCCCCGACUCCCAGGUCAAAAUUUUGGUUGCCAAAAGGAAUCUUGUCAACUCUACACACAUCUCCUCACAAAUCUUGCCAACUUUUUGGCAAACAAUGGGCCAACAAAUCCUUAGCCAAUAUAUUGGCUAGCCAAUUGUUGGCAAAAAUUGGUAGGGCAAGAAUAGGUAAGAAGCAAACACACCCCCAGUACGGGAACAAACCCCCCCGACUCCGGCAGCCCCUAAAUUGGUAGUCUCAUUGUCCCAACUCUUCUCUUCUCUCUCUCUCUCCCAAACUUGUGUUCGUUGAUGUUAUUUCUUCUAUUUAGUUUAUUAGAGCUUCUGUAGUUUAUUGUACAAAUAAAAUGAAUGUGUCAUGGAUUGAUGAUUCCCUAUUACUCUUCAUAAUUUGUUGUUUCAAUUUACUUUUACAGAGGGACAAGAAGAAUAACAUAAAAAUUGAAUAUGAUUGUUGUCUUUUGCUAGGUACUAGUACUAACUCCAUUCCAAAAUGUAGGGCAUAUAACUUUUGUUGACUAUCAAAUUUGUUAAAGUUUUACUAAGUUUAUAGCAAAAAAUAUCAGCAUAUGGUUUCAAACCAAGAUACUAUGGAAUAUAUUUUACAAUGUACCUAAUGAUCUCGAUUUGGUACCCUAUAGUUUGACAUUUUUUGUUCUAAGAUUGGUCAAACUUUAGAAAACCUAAGAGUCAACAAAAGUUAUACACACUAUAUUUUGGAAUGGAGAGAGUACCAUAGUAGUUGGACCAUUGAAUAUUAUGUUCAAAAUUAUUAUCAAUAAUGUCGGACAUUUUUUGGUUUAAUUUUUUUUGGCUUGGGAAAUCAGCAAUUCCUGGCUCUGCCGUUGCUCCCCAGUCUUCCUGUCCCCGGCUUCUCGAGCACCGGCGCCGCCCCCAAGCUCCACGAGUUCCAGCUGUACCCCCAUCCUCCUCCGUAAUCUCUCUUGAAAUUCGCCAAACUGCGAAAGGACCACCCGUGAGAGCCGACGAGAUUGCUCUUGGUGGUAGGCGAAUCUCUCGGCUGCCCUUAUCAGGGCGCAGGUUGGAGCUGCGGACCAACUUUUGGUCGCUUACUGUUAAGGUCAUUGAAAGCGCCAACAAGUUAAAAGGAGCGGAGGAACCUAGCGGUGUUCUCAGAGGAGCCCAAAAUGCAUGGGAUCUGCUCUCUGAUGAGCAAUCGCAGAAACACAUCACUACUGGUUCUGGUGACCUCAACAGCAUACUUGGUGGAGGGAUUCAUUGUAAAGAAGUUACUGAGAUUGGUGGUGUUCCAGGAGUUGGCAAAACUCAAUUGGGGAUUCAGCUAGCAAUCAACGUCCAAAUUCCAGUGGAAUAUGGUGGCCUUGGCGGGAAAGCAGUUUAUAUCGAUACAGAGGGCAGUUUCAUGGUUGAACGUGUUUAUCAAAUCGCCGAAGGUUGUAUCAGUGACAUAAUGGAGUACUUCCCAUACCGCCAUGACAAGGCUUCAUCUGGCCGAGAACAUCUGCAGCCUGAGCGUUUUCUAGCAGACAUCUAUUACUUCCGAGUAUGCAGCUACACUGAACAGAUUGCGGUGAUAAACUAUUUGGAGAAGUUCCUCGGAGAACAUAAAGAUGUGAGAAUAAUUAUAAUUGAUAGUGUUACUUUCCACUUUCGACAAGAUUUUGAUGAUCUAGCUCUGAGGACCAGAGUACUCAGUGGAUUAUCACUGAAGUUGAUGAAACUUUCAAAGACAUAUAACGUAGCGGUUGUCUUGUUGAACCAAGUCACUACUAAAUUUACAGAAGGGUCAUUUCAGUUAACUCUUGCUCUAGGUGACAGCUGGUCCCACUCGUGCACAAACCGGCUGAUUCUGUACUGGAAUGGGAACGAGCGAUGCGCAUACCUGGAUAAGUCCCCUUCGCUUCCGGUAGCUUCAACGCCUUACACAGUGACAAACAAAGGGGUGAGAGACACCGUCAAUUCAAACUGCAAGCGAGUCCGGGUAAUGUAGCAUUUACCAUAUCAAAGUAGUUUCUGGAGGAAAAGAGAAGUUUGCUGCUUUGGUCGCAUCCAAUCAUCCAAGGCUUCUUCCAGAAAAGAAAAGAAAAAUCAAGUCUUAUUCCAGAAAAGAAAAGAAAAAUCAUCCAAGGCUCCUGUGGCUUCUGUCCCAACAUGUAACAACUAUGCCAUAUGGCAGCAAGUGUAUCUGCAAUUCCGUGGCGAAUGCUGAUUUGAGAAAUAUGCGGGCAACUUUUCGUCACAAGAAAUUAACAAGUUUUUUUUGUCAGUUUUCUUUGGCAAGCCAUCACUUGUGCCGUUCGAGGAAUUGCUGGUCUUGAAUCUAUUUAUAGAUUGCACACAGUUUUCUUGAAUUACAAUAACCUUUCUAACCAGUGGAUUGACAUCUGACCAUCAUUCUCUGCGCCUCAUUCUAUAUGUAAAGUAAACAGAAUUCGUGGUUGUGUUUU
Messenger RNA from Brachypodium distachyon (stiff brome), 2791 nucleotides. RefSeq names its product DNA repair protein RAD51 homolog 3. Gene Ontology annotation, biological process: reciprocal meiotic recombination; meiotic DNA recombinase assembly; DNA repair. Lineage: Eukaryota; Viridiplantae; Streptophyta; Magnoliopsida; Poales; Poaceae. Gene Ontology annotation, cellular component: replication fork; Rad51C-XRCC3 complex; Rad51B-Rad51C-Rad51D-XRCC2 complex. The record is from RefSeq and is a predicted model, not a curated record. Gene Ontology annotation, molecular function: ATP binding; four-way junction DNA binding; crossover junction DNA endonuclease activity. Bases 1144 to 2334 code for a protein of 396 amino acids. The transcript is spliced from 11 exons.